GGGGCACUGAGUAAUGUAGCCAUUUCUGAGCCAGCAGCCGGGAAAAUGUGAGACAAUUCGCUGCUGCUGGAAGGAGAGCCGCGGGGCCGUGUUCCUGCAGGAGCAGAUUAACUUUACGGCGCUGGACCCGGGCGGAGCGAGCCGAAAUGGAUGACAAUAUGGACACAAAAUCCAUUCUAGAGGAACUUCUUCUCAAAAGGUCACAGCAAAAGAAGAAAAUGUCACCAAAUAAUUACAAAGAGCGGCUUUUUGUUUUGACCAAAACAAACCUGUCCUACUAUGAAUAUGACAAAAUGAAAAGAGGCAGCCGAAAGGGACUGAUUGAGCUCAAGAAAAUCAGAUGCGUGGAGAAAGUAAAUCUUGAGGAGCAGACCCCUGUGGAGAGACAGUACCCAUUUCAGAUUGUCUAUAAAGAUGGGCUUCUCUAUGUCUAUGCAUCAAAUGAAGAGAGCCGAAGUCAGUGGUUGAAAGCAUUACAAAAAGAGAUAAGGGGCAACCCCCACCUGCUGAUCAAGUACCACAGUGGGUUCUUCGCCGACGGGAAGUUCCUGUGCUGCCAGCAGAGCUGCAAGGCGGCCCCGGGAUGUACUCUCUGGGAAGCAUAUGCUGAUCUACACGUCGCAACCAAUGAAGAAAAACACAGAGCUCCCACCUUCCCAGACAGAGUGCUGAAGAUUCCUCGAGCAGUUCCUAUUUUCAAAAUGGAUGAACCAUCUUCAAGUACCACUCUAGCCCAGUAUGACAGUGACUCCAAGAAAAACUAUGGCUUCCAGCCAAAUGUCAAUAUGCAAUAUAUCCCAAGAGAAGACUGCCCUGACUGGUGGCAAGUAAGAAAACUGAAAAGCUCCUCUGAAGAGGAAGAAAACCUGGCUGACUAUGACUGGUUUGCAGGUAACAUCUCCAGGUCGCAAUCUGAGCAGUUACUGAGACAAAAGGGAAAAGAAGGAGCAUAUAUGGUUAGAAACUCCAGCCAGGCGGGAAUGUACACUGUGUCCUUAUUUAGUAAGGCUAUCAAUGAUAAAAAAGGAACUGUCAAACAUUACCAUGUGCAUACGAAUCCUGAGAACAAAUUGUACCUGGCAGAAAACUACUACUUUGAUUCCAUUCCAAUGCUUAUUCACUAUCAUCAACACAAUUCAGCAGGCAUGAUCACACGGCUCCGCCACCCUGUGUCGACCAAGGCCAACAAGGUUCCGGACUCCGUGUCCCUGGGAAGUGGAAUCUGGGAACUGAAAAGAGAAGAGAUCAGCUUGUUGAAAGAACUGGGGAGUGGCCAGUUCGGAGUGGUCCACCUGGGCAAGUGGAAGGGGCAGUAUGAUGUUGCCGUGAAGAUGAUCAGGGAGGGCUCCAUGUCCGAAGACGAAUUCUUCCAGGAGGCCCAGACCAUGAUGAAACUCAGCCAUCCCAAGCUGGUGAAAUUCUAUGGAGUGUGUUCAGAGAGAUACCCUAUAUACAUAGUGACUGAAUAUAUAACCAAUGGCUGCUUGCUUAACUACUUGAAGAGUCAUGGAAAAGGACUUGAACCCUCCCAGCUCUUAGAAAUGUGCUAUGACGUUUGUGAAGGCAUGGCCUUCUUGGAGAGGCACCAGUUCAUACACAGGGACUUGGCUGCUCGAAACUGCUUGGUAGACAGUGAUCUCUCGGUGAAAGUAUCUGACUUUGGAAUGACGAGGUAUGUUCUUGAUGACCAGUACGUCAGUUCAGUAGGAACAAAGUUUCCUGUCAAGUGGUCAGCCCCAGAGGUGUUUCACUACUUCAAAUACAGCAGCAAGUCAGAUGUAUGGGCAUUCGGGAUCCUGAUGUGGGAAGUGUUCAGCCUGGGGAAACAGCCCUACGACUUGUAUGAUAACUCCCAGGUGGUUGUGAAGGUCUCCCAGGGCCAUAGGCUCUACCGGCCCCAGCUGGCAUCAGACACCAUCUACCAGAUCAUGUACAGCUGCUGGCACGAGGCAAGUGGAAGCUUCCAGAAAAGCGUCCCACAUUUCAGCAACUCCUAUCUUCCAUUGAACCACUUCGGGAAAAAGAUAAGCCUUGAAGAAGAAAUUAGGAGAUGUGAUGAGGACGAAUAUAAAUGUUGGCCACCAUUUUCAUUCUUUCAAAGGACAGUAGCAAGGCACGGACAAUGUCAUUUAGUUAGUUCUUAAUAGUGUUCUGUGUGCUGUUUGUUAUUUUAUCUGGAAAUGAACAAGGUAUGAAACAAAAGAUUUCCUUGGAAUUUAGGUCAAAUUAGUGAUUUUGUUUAUGCUGCUCUUAAUAUUACACUUCCCAGCGUAUAGCAGAAGCACAUUUUCUGAUUGCAAUACAGAGAGGGUGAGUACUAUGUAUGAAAAUUGAAUGGAAUUGGAAAAUUAUCUGUUGGAUAUUCUUUUCUUUAUGUCACCACUAUCAUGAUAAUUAAAUAUGCUACCAACAAAUGCAGAAAUGUGGACAUUUGCCUUCAU
Molecule: messenger RNA, 2441 nt
Organism: Manis pentadactyla (Chinese pangolin)
Lineage: Eukaryota; Metazoa; Chordata; Mammalia; Pholidota; Manidae
Gene: BMX
Product: BMX non-receptor tyrosine kinase
Exons: 18
Coding region: 147-2144 (665 amino acids)
Biological process (GO): peptidyl-tyrosine autophosphorylation; intracellular signal transduction; adaptive immune response
Molecular function (GO): ATP binding; non-membrane spanning protein tyrosine kinase activity
Source: RefSeq, a predicted model, not a curated record